CGCAGAGUGCGUGACGCCGAGUGACGCGAGUGGCGGGUGGAUUUGAAAUUGGGACGGGGAGAAGGAAAAGUUGCGGCGGCUGUAACGACGACAGUGAUUUAAUCACAAUGCGGCGCAGCUCGAGUACCACUGGUAGCAGUGGUCGGCAAUCCAUGAUGCCUCUGAGAGUGCAGGAUACCAACAAGAUGGGUCUUCAUACACCUCAGGCGCAAGACAGAACAACCUUUGGGAAGCUGAGUAUGAGUAAACCUGCAUCUGGUACCUCAGAAAGAAAAGUCAGCUUCUUUGGUAAAAGAACUAGUGGUCCCGGAGGUUCACGUAACAGUCAGUAUGGUGUGUUUGGUACAGAAAAGAUCAAGGAUCCCAGGCCACUUCAUGACAAGGCAUUCAUCCAACAGUGUAUCCGACAGCUCUGUGAGUUUCUUGUAGAGAAUGGCUAUGCCCAUAAUGUCUCCAUGAAAUCACUCCAAUCCCCAUCUGUUAAGGACUUCUUAAAGAUCUUCACUUUUAUCUAUGGCUUCCUGUGCCCUUACGAGCUUCCUGAUUCUAAGUUUGAAGAGGAAAUCCCCAGAAUCUUUAAAGAGCUUGGGUAUCCCUUUGCAUUGUCAAAAAGCUCUAUGUACACAGUGGGGGCUCCACACACCUGGCCUCAGAUUGUAGCAGCUUUGGUUUGGCUAAUCGAUUGUGUCAAGUUGUAUUCUGCCACAAGGGAAAACACACCCUUUGAUGAAGGUCAGACCUGGGAAGGAGAAACAGAAGAUGGAAUUGUACAUCAUAAGCUUUUUAUGGACUACACUGUAAAGUGCUAUGAGCACUUCAUGAAGGGUGGAGACACUUAUGAGGAGUUUGAUGCAGACGUGCAGUCAAAGCUAAAGGAUUUGUUUAAUGUAGAUGAAUUCCAGGUGGAGGCUCUAGCAGCAGAAAACAAAAGGUUGCAUGAAGAGAUUGCAAGACUAGAGAAAGAAAGGGAAACUGAGCCGGAUCGUUUAGUGUCAUUGAAAAAACUGAAAUCUUCUUUGCAAGCAGAUGUUCAGAAAUAUCAGGCUUACAUGGCUAAUCUGGAGUCUCAUGCAGCAAUCCUUGACCAGAAAGUGAAAGGAAUUAAUGGGCAACUUGAAACAGCAGAAAUGGAAGUUGAAGCGAUGAAGCAGGAGAAUGCACGCCUCCAGCACAUCUUUGAUAACCAGAAGUACUCAGUUGCAGACAUUGAGAGAAUAAAUCAUGAAAGGGAUGAACUGCAGCAAACAAUCAACAAGCUGACCAAGGAACUGGAGGCAGAAGAGCACCAAUUAUGGAAUGAAGAGAUGAAAUAUGCUAGAGGGAAAGAGGCGAUUGAAACACAACUGGCAGAGUAUCACAAGCUGGCUCGAAAGCUGAAACUAAUCCCGAUAAGUGCAGAGAAUUCCAAAGGCCAUGAUUUUGAGAUUAAGUUUAAUCCUGAAGCAGGACCAAACUGUCUAGUCAAAUACAGAACUCAUAUUAAUGCUCCCCUUAUGGAGCUCAUAAAUAGGACCGAAGAAGAAAUUAGAAAAGCUACCCACAAGAAAAUGGGUUUAGAGGAUACGUUUGAUCAGGUGAACACAAUGGUAUUAGAAAAGAAAAGCAGUGUUAAAAUGCUUAAGGAAGAAGCCCAAAAGCUGGAUGACCUUUAUCACCAGAAGCUUAAGGAAGCAGAAGAGGAAGAGAGAAAAUGUGCAACUGAGUUGGAAUUAUUGGAGAAGCAUAAACACUUACUUGAGAGUGGAAUCAAUGAAGGCCUCAGUGAAGCUAUGAACGAGUUGCAUGAUGUUCAGCGGCAAUACCAGGUUGUUAUGCAGAUGACAACGGAAGAGAGUAGGAAAGUAGGUGAUAAUUUGAAUCGUCUCUUGGAAGUGAUUGCUACUCAUGUAGUAUCAGUAGAGAAAUACCUGGGUGAGCAGAAUGUAAAGGUUGAUAGAGACUUUGAAGAAUUCAUGUCAGAAGAUUUAUUGGUAAACUUAAGAGAGAUCCUAGACAACUAUAAAAAGAAGGCUGAUGCAGUGUAAUUCUCAAAAAGGUUGAAGAAGAUAAAAAUUUUGGAUUUGCAGAGCUCUAGAGGUAUCCGUCCUUCAAUAUAGGCAUCACCUGUCAUAGAUUUCCUUGUUAGCUGAAUUGCUGUUAUGAUUCAUAGACUCUUUUACAAAUGUACAUAGCUUCCUUUUAGUUUUUAGUAUGUGUAUCAUUAUAUUAAAAAAAAUUAAGAGGUUAAUCAAAUUAUUUGCAAAUAAAGUAAUGAAUUUGUUUUUA
Trachemys scripta elegans is the source of this 2265-nucleotide messenger RNA. RefSeq names its product NDC80 kinetochore complex component (gene NDC80). NCBI's taxonomy places the organism in Eukaryota, Metazoa, Chordata, Testudines, Emydidae. Gene Ontology annotation, biological process: attachment of mitotic spindle microtubules to kinetochore. The record is from RefSeq and is a predicted model, not a curated record. Bases 108 to 2024 code for a protein of 638 amino acids. Gene Ontology annotation, cellular component: Ndc80 complex. The transcript is spliced from 17 exons.